AUGUCUUUGUUCAGAACUCUUCAAAACCAGCCCAGGAUUAUCACUUUGUUCACCCACGACGUGGCCAGCAAACCCAGCUCACUGAUCAUGCAACAACUUCGUGCUGGGCCAACAGACAAAAAAUACGAAAUUGAAGUACACACCAAGUUCCCCACUUCAGACCAGCUGAGGUAUAUGAGUGGCAUAAACAGUACAUUGCUGCAAUCUCAGAUCCCGACGCUAGCAAAUCUGAUGCAAAAAGAUAGCACGUACGAGACUUUCGGCAAGGACCUAAAAGAUUGUGUCGACCGUAGGCUAUGGAAUCCGUCUUCGGCUCUGUGGGUCGACUGGGAAAAACAGAGGCUUGGAAUUGACGCCGAGAGUGUCCGAGCACUGUUGGAAAAGCUUUGA
This is a messenger RNA of Lachancea dasiensis, 390 nucleotides long. The record is from the annotation of a GenBank genome assembly. NCBI's taxonomy places the organism in Eukaryota, Fungi, Ascomycota, Saccharomycetes, Saccharomycetales, Saccharomycetaceae.